UGUAGGCACGCGUACGUACUAGUACGCGGCCGGGUCUUGUUGGCUCAUUCAGAACUUGAGCUUCCACAAACCGCAAGUCGCAACGCACCAAGCGAACAACGCUGAAUGGUUUAUAGAUUUUAAUUAAAAUGGUGCAAAAAAAGAAGAAGUCGCAGAAAAAAUCGGAAGAAAUAGAGGAACCCAGAGUUUCAUAUUUCCAAAUCUUCCGUUACGCGAAAUGUGUGGAAGUACUGGCCACGAUCGUCGGGAUCAUAGCUGGAUUGCUGAGCGGUGGCGGCGUGUGCUACAACCUGGUGCAGUUUGGAGAGUUGAGCACCGCAUUUGUGGAGAGAACAGCUCAGCAGGAACAAUGCUCUAGUAGACUCCCCCUUACCUCAUUGUUCGGAGGUGGACGUCGGCUAUGCAACGCUUCAAAUGAAGAAAACAUGGCGGCACUGGUGGAAGAUGCAACUUCCAUGGCGAUAGGAAUGUUCAUCAGCAUCGCUGUGUCUCUAGUACUAUGCAUGAUUUCUGUAGGUCUCAUCAGCUGGAGCGCAUUAAGACAGAUCACCAGAAUCCGAAUAAUAUUCCUCGAAGCGGUUCUACGGCAAGAUAUGUCAUGGUUCGACACAGAUUCAGAAUUCAAUUUGGCCACCAAAAUGACCGAUAAUAUGGUGAAGCUGAAAGAGGGUAUGGGUGAAAAGUUGAGCGUAGUGGCGAACCUCAUUGGCACGGCGAUCAUAUGUUUAUGCCAAGCGUUCCCCAUGGGAUGGGAGCUCACUCUUGCCUGCGUCACAGUGGUACCCUUCUCCAUUACAGCGUCCGUUAUUUUGUCUAAGUAUCAAACCAGGUCAUCUAUACGCGAGCUUGAGUCUUACAGUCAAGCUGGUAAGCAAGCAGAAGAAGUUCUCAAAUCAAUAAAGACUGUAGUUGCUUUUGGAGGCGAAAGUAAAGAAGUCGACAGAUAUCGGCGUCUUCUGGAGCCAGCAGAACGUUACGGCAAGAAACGCGGGCUCUACACCGGUAUAGGGACUGGUUUCAAUUGGGUGUUGACGUAUUCCCUCAACGCAAUUGGUCUCACAUACGGCACGAGACUUGUCCUUCUCGAUAUGGAUAAGCCUACGGAUGAAAAGAAAUACCUUGUUGGAAUUUUAUUCAGUAUCCUUUUCAGCGUUUAUAUGGCAACCCAGUCGAUCACUUUCUGCGUGCCCCACGCAGAAGUAUUUGCUACGGCUCGUGGUGCUGCCGCGAGUAUAUUCAAACUGCUCGACAGAGAGCCUACUAUCGACUCGCUCAAUCGUACUGGAGUAUCACCAAGAAGAGUCUUAGGGGACAUCGCAUUAGAAGACGUUCACUUCAGUUAUCCCUCGCGACCUAAUGUGAAGGUGUUGCAAGGAUUUUCAAUACACAUCAAAUCUGGAGAAUGUGUCGCACUAGUAGGAGCGUCCGGUUGCGGCAAGUCUACUAUACUACAGUUACUGCAAAGGUUAUAUGACCCUCUAUCUGGUAGUGUCAAGUUGGAUGGUAGAAAUGUAAAGAAUUUGAAUUUGGGCUGGCUCAGAUCUUCCUUAGGUGUGGUAGGUCAAGAACCAGUGCUAUUCCGUGGAACCAUUCACGAGAAUAUUGCUAUUGGAAGCCCUGAAGCUACCCGAGAGGACGUGCAAAGGGUCGCCGAUAUGGCAUACGCACAUGAUUUUAUCACGCAUUUACGUAAUGGCUACGAUACAAUGAUAGGGGAGCGAGGAGCAUCGUUAUCUGGUGGUCAAAAACAGCGCAUAGCUAUUGCACGUUCCUUGCUACGGGAACCAGCAGUUCUCUUGUUAGACGAGGCAACCUCGGCUCUUGACCCACACUCAGAGCGCCAAGUGCAAGCUGCUUUAGACAGAGCGAGUGUGGGACGCACGACCUUAAUGGUUUCUCACAGGUUAUCCACUAUAGUAAACGCUGAUCGCAUAGUCUGUAUGGACCAAGGUGCGAUAGUAGAACAAGGGACCCAUGAAGAGUUGAUGAAAGCUAAAGGAUUCUAUUAUAAACUCGUAACUACUGGCAACGAAAAUAAGGAACCAGACGUAAUAGAAACUUUACCUGAAGAAGAGAACGACACUGGAGACGGAGGCGAAUUGACUUUUGUGUCGCGAGUCGAAGUUAAACGCAGAUCUACAAGAAGAUUAGCCAGACACCACUCUAUGAAGCGGGAGUCUCACGAUUGGAUGACACCGAGAGGCUCGAUCACUUCUGUGAUGUCUGCCGGCUUACAGAGUUUCGUGUAUAACACUGAAUAUGAUUCCGAUGACGAAAAAGAUGAUGACGAGGAAGUAAAACCAGUGAGUGAUUGGCAGCUCCUGAAGCUAAAUGCACCAGAAUGGCCUUUCAUAGUCAUAGGUUCCAUUGCAGCGUUCAUACAAGGCUCUUGUUUCCCGGUUUUCGCUUUACUGUUUGGAUAUACAUCUGGAAUAUUCAUUUUGGAAAAUCGAAACGACAUCAUAUAUAAGGCAGACUUUUAUUCUGGCAUGUUCCUCGUGGUGGCCGCAGUCGCUGGACUGAGUAUGUUUCUCCAAAGCACAACAUUUACAAAUGCUGGCCUAAAAAUGACUACAAGACUAAGACAACAGUACUUCUCAGCUUUGCUCAGACAAGAAAUCGGCUUUUUCGACAAAGAUUGUAACACAGUAGGAGCUAUGUGCGCUCGACUCAGUGGUGACGCAGCCGAAGUGCAGGGGGCGACCGGGCUACGAAUCGGUCUCAUUUUGCAGGGCACUAGUUCUGUCAUAGUUGGCUUCAUCAUGGCUGUAUGUUACAAUUGGAAGCUAACUCUGGUCGGCACUGCCUUUUUGCCUUUGAUGGUCGGAAGUAUAUGGCUAGAAGGAAUUGUUUCGCAAAAAUCGCAAGCAGACGAACGAGAUGCUAUGGAAUCGGCGACAUCGAUUGCUACAGAAGCUGUCGUUAGCAUCAAAACUGUUCAGAGCUUAGGCGUUGAAGAAAUAUUCCUUACAAAGUUCAAGGAAGCGCUGAUAGUUUCGUGCGCCGCUGUGGCAAAGAAGACCAGAUGGAGAGGUCUUGUGCUGGGAUUGGGUGUUUAUGUGCCGUUCUUGUCCUAUUGUAGCGCUACCGUGUACGGAGCGGUGCUUGUCGCUUACGAAGGACUUGAAUACAAAGUUGUACUGCUUGUUAACGAGGCUAUAAUGUACGGCGCAUACAUGUUGGGACAAUCAUUGGUGUACGCGCCGAGUUUUAACUCUGCCAAAGCUUGCGGAGCGAGGAUCCUGUCCAUCAUUCAGAGAGAGCCAAAAGUCAGAACUGAACCAGGUGUUAAAGAUAGAAAAGAAUGGUCUGCUACGGGUAACUUCAGCAUCAAGGACGUAGAGUUCAGUUAUCCAACGCGUCCAAACCAGCGAGUACUGCGAGGUAUAGACUUGAAAGUGGACGCUGGGAAGACAGUUGCCUUAGUUGGAUCCUCCGGAUGCGGCAAGUCUACUGUACUACAACUGAUGCAGAGGUUCUAUGAUCCCGACACGGGCAAUAUCGAACUGGAUAAUCGUGACACUCGCUCAACACUGACUCUUCCUCGUCUGCGGCGGCAGUUAGGCGUGGUCCAACAAGAACCAGUGUUAUUCGAUCGGACCAUUGCCGAUAAUAUAGCCUACGGAGAUAGCAAUCGGAAGGUCAGCACCCAUGAGAUCAUCGCCGCUGCUAAAGCUGCCAAUAUACAUAGCUUCAUCAUCUCCCUUCCCAAGGGUUACGAAACAAGCUUAGGGUCAAGCGGUGCCCAAUUGUCCGGGGGUCAGAAACAACGUGUUUGUAUAGCGAGAGCACUUAUAAGGUCACCACGUCUGCUACUUUUAGAUGAAGCUACUUCUGCGCUUGACGCCAACAGCGAAAGAGCUGUUUCAGAAGCUUUGGAAAAAGCGGCAAAGGGCAGAACAUGUAUAACAAUUGCCCAUCGUCUGUCUACUAUUAAAGAUGCAGAUUUAAUUUGCGUCAUAGACAAAGGAAAAAUUGUCGAGCAAGGCACGCACACUGAGCUAAUCAGUUUGAAAGGCUUCUACUGGCGUAUGAGCAAAGGACAAAACGUGGCAUAGAAUUAGUGUUUUAUUGAAAAAGUGUGCAAGCAUCAUUCGAAUAUUGCAGCAAGAAUUCCUCAAAUAUUUAUAUUUUUAUAUUCCUAGAUUAGAAAGAUCAAUUAAGAUUACUCAUUAGUACGAUUUACAAAACAUGUGUAAAUGUUGUUCGUUACGUAAAACACCUGUCUUAUUUGUUAACCGACUUCCAAAAAGGAGAAGGUUCUACGUACGGCUGUAUGUAUGUUUUUUUUUAAAUAAACUUAGUAAAAAACUUAGAUAUUAAAAAGUUCCUAGUUAUAAGGAGGCCCAAUCUGUCAACAUUCUCAACCUCAGAUUACCUUCUAUAGGACCUGCCUCGCUAGAGGUUACCCCUCUGUCAAAAAUAUAUUAUCAUGAUCAAACGUGUCCAUACAAACUUCAUCUAUAGAAUCGAUGUUUCACUGUGUUAAAGUUACACGUGUGUCUACGAUUACGAAUUUAGACAAUUAAAUGUAUAUAUACAUAUAGUUGUGUGUAGUGUAAGUUACCCCUCUGUUAAAAAUAUAUGAUCUUGAUCGACCGUGUCCAUACAAACUGCAUCUAUAGAAUCGAUGUUUCACUGUGUCAAAAUUACACGUGUGUCUACGAUUACAAAUUUUAAACAAAAAAAAUUUAUUUGUGUGUAGUGUAAGUUACCCCUCUGUGAAAAUAUAUGAUCAUGAUCAAACGUGUCCGUCCGUACAAACUGCAUCUAUAGAAUCAAUGUUUCACUGUGUUAAAAUUACACGUGUGUCUACGAUUACGAAUUUAAACAAUUUAAUUGAUAGGUGUGUGUAGUGCAAGGACACAGAAUUAUAUUUAUUGGUGUUAAAUGUCUUCGAUGUGUGAGUUUACCUCGUCCCCCUCAAAAAACGACAAACAAUUUUGUUGGUGAAUUUGAGUGCGAUACAAGUCCAAUAGAAGGUUGGUCUGAGUUCUCAAACGACUGAUGGGAGUCUUGUCAGAACAUCCAAACACUACGGUCUUGAGCUUACUCCUUUCAACUUACUCCCUUGAUGUCCCAAUUCAAAAUCCAAAAAUAUAUAUAGGUACUUCAUACAAGUAGGUAGUUAAAAACCAAAACAGCGGUUUUUAACAUGUUUGUUAAUCAAGAAAAUUAUCAAAAAACAUACGUGUUGUUUUGGUACUGAGUAAUAUUAAUAAUAAUAAUACAUAAAAAGUGAUUACUUUUACAUAUUAUGAUUAUAAUAUGUACGUACGUUAGUUCAU
Molecule: messenger RNA, 5288 nt
Organism: Bicyclus anynana (squinting bush brown)
Lineage: Eukaryota; Metazoa; Arthropoda; Insecta; Lepidoptera; Nymphalidae
Product: multidrug resistance protein homolog 49-like
Exons: 26
Coding region: 129-4058 (1309 amino acids)
Biological process (GO): transmembrane transport
Cellular component (GO): membrane
Molecular function (GO): ATP binding; ATP hydrolysis activity; ABC-type transporter activity
Source: RefSeq, a predicted model, not a curated record